Molecule: messenger RNA, 920 nt
Organism: Plectropomus leopardus (leopard coralgrouper)
Lineage: Eukaryota; Metazoa; Chordata; Actinopteri; Perciformes; Serranidae
Gene: lyrm7
Product: LYR motif containing 7
Biological process (GO): mitochondrial respiratory chain complex III assembly
Cellular component (GO): mitochondrial matrix
Molecular function (GO): protein folding chaperone
Source: RefSeq, a predicted model, not a curated record
AGUGCGCCCAACAAGCCAAGAUGGUGACUCGUUUGAAGGUCCUGAGCACGUUUAAAGCGCUGCACAGAACAAGGAUGGCUGUGUUCAAAGAGGACGGCAGAGCACUGACUGCUGCAAGGUUAAAAAUCAACGAGGAGUUCAAGAAAAACAAAAAUGAAACAUCAGAAGAAAACAUUAAGAAGAUGAUCAAAAUGGGCUCAGAUGUGGAAGUUGUUCUUCGAGAAGCUGUUAUACAAAUGGAGCAUGUUGGAGAUAAGAAACUCUUGCUGCGACCCAGAGAGAGCCUUCUACUAGAAAAUGUGCCCUAUUGUGACCAGCCCAGAAAGAAGUCCCGAUAGACCAUCUCAUCACAUUUUCAUAAAAAAAAGAGACUCACUACUAUCCAGUACCAUCCGUCUGCAUUUCAAAGGAUUUAACUCAAAACAACAUUUAAGGUUCAGGAUCUCCUGAACAAACAACAUUUUAAAGAACGUCACUGCAUGGAGAAUUGUUUUUACUCACUGAAGAGCUCUGCCAUUCUGCUUUAAGAAAUCUGUGCUGGUAACUGGAUAAUUUCUUGUAUUAUUUUUAUUUUGACAUGUAAUUUAAAUAUGGAGUUUUCUGUCAUAUUUUCAGUAGCUUAUGAUUCAGCCGAAGUGUGUGUGUGUGUUGGGGGGGUGCUUUACUGCCACUGAAAAUGUUUGAUUGUGCUCUGAUUAAAGGGAAUUAUUCUCAGACAGUUUAAGGUUUAAUGUAUGGAUCAAACCACUGUAUGAUGGAUGGAUCUGAAAUGACGGGGAAAAAGACACAGCACCCCCCAAAAAAAUGCAUGGCUGCAAUAGUUGUCAGAGUUUCCUUGAAACAAUCCAGUGUUAUUGGAUUGAUUCUUUGUAUUUUCCCCUGAGUGUCAAAUAUACCAGUGAUAAAGAUGUGACAAAGAA